GAAGGCAGCAAAGCGAUACUAAUUACGUCACGUGUGCUGGUGAAAUGAGUGCCAUGGCAGCUCCCGUCGCUCUCAUUCAAGGUGCCAGCAGAGGACUGGGGCUUGAAUUCUGCAAACACAUACUAAAAAACAAAAGCCUCGCUGCUGUCGUAGCGACAUGCCGAACCCCGGACGGAGCGGCGGAGCUGCGGGGCCUGGCGGGACAACACCGGGGCAGACUCACGGUCCUCAAGCUGGACGUGAACCUGGAGGAGGACAUCCGCGAAGCAGCUGCGCGGGUGAAGGAGAACUUCGGUCGGGUGGAUCUACUCGUGAACUCUGCGGCGAUGCUUCACCCCACCGGGAAAGGAGAAACUAGUUUGAGGGAUGUUUCUGCGCAGGGCAUCAUAUCCACCUUGACGACCAAUACGGUGGGACCCCUGGUAAUGGCCAAAUAUUUUAGCCCUCUCCUUCAGAAGGGCAGCGGCGCCUUCGGUCUGCAGCCUUCAGAGAAAGCGAAGCACCACAGCGGCGUCAUCGUCAACAUCACAGCUAAAGUUGGGUCCAUUGGAGACAACGGUCUUGGUGGCUGGUACAGCUACAGAAUGUCUAAAGCAGCUCUCAACAUGGCUACCAGGAAUUUAUCCAUAGAACUGGGCCGCAGUCAGCCCAAGGUGGUGUGUGUGUCUUUACAUCCGGGAACAGUUAACACGGACCUUUCCAGGCCUUAUCACCGGAAUGUGCCGAACGACAAGCUGUUCAGUGCUGAACACUCUGUGAACUGUCUGAUGGGCAUCAUUAAUUCACUAAGCAUUGAAAAGACCGGGAAGGCAUACAGCUGGGAUGGUACCGAGCUUCCUUGGUAGAAUCAAAAAUUCACAUAGUGCAUAGAUGUGGGUCAACCUCUUUGUGAAAACUGUCGGAGCAGGUGAUGCUGUGAUAAACAGGAAUUUUACCAUUGACUCAAUGAAAAGAACUGGGUGUUUUUUAACAUAAUAAUUAAGUCACAGAGAAACCUUCUUCUCUACCUCAACACCAAAGUGCAUAAAUUAGAAUAAAUCCUUAAAGGCAAGGUGUGGCUCUUAAGAUAUAAGACUGUUUUAACAACAUGUGGAUCAUUUCAAUAAAAACGUGUUCACAAAUAAAGGUUGUGAAAUACUUUUUGUGUAUGAUCUGAACUGACAGAUGUGCAAGUAAACUCUUAAUCGUUGCAUUUAUCUCUGAGUUGGAUUUUGAGGUCGGGUUGGUUAAGACUCCUCCGCCUCUCCAAUUUGGACGAAGAUUAACAUCUUCCAGGUGUUAAUCUAGUUUUUUUCUUUUAACUAAGAACUUGGUUAUUCCCAUCAACCUGGACCAGAUUCCUAUUCCCAUUUGAAGAAAAACAACCCCAAAACAUUUUUAAGUAUGAGAUUGGAGUUUUCAGGGUGAUGCACAGUGUUGGCUUCAUUCAUGUGUCCCCCUUGGCUUAUUGCGAACUGUAGAUCGGACUUUCAGCUCACAAAAAGAAUCUUCACCAAACAGUGCAAGUCUAGCUCCUACGGGGCUGGGGUGUUCUAACUUUUUCCUUAUAAAGAAUACAUAUUUGUCUUCUGUUAGUUAGUUAUUAUUGUUUUAAGUGCAAUUAAAUCACUUUCUUUCCCUGA
Xiphophorus hellerii (green swordtail) is the source of this 1622-nucleotide messenger RNA. RefSeq names its product C-factor. The transcript has 4 exons. NCBI's taxonomy places the organism in Eukaryota, Metazoa, Chordata, Actinopteri, Cyprinodontiformes, Poeciliidae. Gene Ontology annotation, molecular function: oxidoreductase activity. Gene Ontology annotation, cellular component: cytoplasm. The coding region runs from base 45 to 845 and encodes 266 amino acids. The record is from RefSeq and is a predicted model, not a curated record.